Molecule: messenger RNA, 372 nt
Organism: Penicillium maclennaniae
Lineage: Eukaryota; Fungi; Ascomycota; Eurotiomycetes; Eurotiales; Aspergillaceae
Exons: 2
Coding region: 1-372 (123 amino acids)
Source: RefSeq, a predicted model, not a curated record
AUGAGCGGACAGACUGGUAACAUCGACCUCGCGCGGCUCGAUGCGCAGAUGACCGAGCUUCUCGAGGCAUUUGAAGACCACCCCCAAAUGCAACCACCGGUGACACAUCCGACCGUCUACUUCCUCAUGGACUUUGUCCGCAACACUCAAAAAGAGCUCAAGGGCAUCGAUGCCGAGAAAUACGCAGCUGGCGACCAAGCAGCGCGCGAACAAGUACUGGAAGUCGUAGGACGGAACCAGUUCACCUAUGUACUCCUCAAUGACUCGUCUGGCAAGGUCUCAGUUAUGACAGGCAGUGACCCGAACAACCCUGUUGAUUUUGGCGCAAACAUCAAGGCUAAGGCGCGGGCGUUGACAGAGGGCUUAGCAUAG